AUGAAAGCAGCAACUCGUCGCAAAGUAUCCUAUGUAGUUAAAUCUUGUAAUGAAGAACAAAUGCACUGUCUUGGAAUCAAUUCUUUAGCAAUCGAUACAUCAUUUCAUAACAAGACGGGUGAUAAUGCCGAAGGAGGUGUAUUAUUUUCAGCAGGAAGGGAUGGUAUUGUGGCAGGUUGGGAUCUGAAUAUGAAGUUUAAAAGAGAAAUUAUAAAUAGUGGAGAAAAAUGGAAAUUGGAUCUUCAAUCACAGACCAUCACACCAAAACCAACUUGUAAAAUUUUUUCACAAAUGCAUACAGAUUGGGUGAAUGAUAUUGUAUUAUGUGAAAAUGGGACAUGUGUUGUUUCUGCGUCAUCUGAUAGAACAAUUAAAUUAUGGAAACCAUACAGCGAUACGCCUAAUUCGUCAUAUACAAUUGGUUGGCAUACAGAUUAUGCAAAGUGUUUAACUUAUGCUUCGAAAGCUGGAUGGGUAGCAAGUGGUGGUUUAGAUAGACAUAUUAAUAUAUGGGAUCUUGAAAAAUCAGAAGCAGCAUUAACGAUUAAUACAAGCCCUCUCAAUCAUAGUACAGAUAGUUCAACUGAAACUACGUUACAUAAUAUUUCCAGCAAAUGUUCGAUAUAUGCUUUAGCAGUAAAUCCGACUGGGUCUCUUUUAGCAUCAGGAUCACCUGAGAAAGUAGUAAGAUUAUGGGAUCCUAAGUCAGGCAAACGAAUUAGUAAAUUGACAGGUCAUACAGAUAAUAUUCGUGCGUUAUUAAUUAGUGAUGAUGGACAAUUUAUUUUAUCUGGCUCUUCUGAUUCAACUAUUAAAUUAUGGUCUGUAAAAGCACAACGCUGCUUAACUACUUAUGAAACACACCCAGAUUCUGUUUGGUCGCUUUAUUCAGAUCAUCCCGAUUUAAAGACUUUCUAUUCAGGAUCAAGAGAUGGUUUAGUGACCAAGACAGAAAUUACGGGUCAGGCAGUGUCUGAAAGUGAUAGCGAAUGUAUUGGACUGUUCAGGGAGGAUGCAGGUGUUGUGAAAAUUGUUGCACUUGCAGACACUUAUAUAUGGACAGCUACAUCAAGCUCUAGCAUAAAUAGAUGGUUAUCUGUGCCUUCAAUUGAGUCUCGUCAAGUGUUACCUCGAUCAGAAUUUAAUCCAGAGAUCCCUAGUACUGCACUUGCCAAGUUACCUCCUUCUAAAUCAUCCUAUUUAUCUCCACUUCCUGAUUCUUUUGUUCCAAGUGAUCAACUUACUAUGUAUGCUGGUUCCGUUUUAUCAAUUCCAAUUAGUUGCCAAGAUGAAGAGUUAGAUAAUGAGGAAUCACUGAUUCCGUUAAGAACUAAACCAGACUAUGUUAUUCGAGAUACAAACGGAGAGAUUGCAAUGUGGGAUUUAACAAAGUGUAUUCAAAUUAAACAAUUUGGAAGAAGAGACAUAGAGGAUGUUGCACAGGAAGUAAACAGUCUAGAGUGUUUUCCUGCAUGGUGCUCUGUUGAUACUAAAAUUGGUGCUAUUACUGUUCAAUUACAUGAAAAUAAUUGUUUCGAUUGUGAAAUGUAUGCGGAUGAAGCGGAUUUACCUGAAGAGUAUGUGAUUGGAGAAGACCAAAGAUUAAAUUUAGGAAAAUGGGUGCUGGUUCAUUUAUUUAAAAACUUUAUUAAUAAGGAACUAGAAAGCCAAGAGGAAGGUAAUAUUCGAUAUAGAAAUAAUCAACAAACAGAUAAACCAGACUCUCUUAAGAAUCAAGUAGUACAAAUGUCAAAUGAAGAGCGUGCUACACUUGAACAAGCUCCCUCUGUGCCUUCUAUUCGUAUACCGACACUUCAGCUUGAUACAAACAAACCAAAAUUGCCCGAUAGUGCAUUGACGACUAAUAUAAAUCAGUCACCUUAUCUACCCUCCCAACAAGCUACUCAACCCAAUGGUCCAUUUACCGCUCCGCCUUCCUCCAAUGCUCAGUCUGAUUAUUUUUCAAAUUCACAUCACAUACCCACUCAUAGAGAAUCCUCUAUUCAAGUUCCUCCUCCUGCUACAUUGCCUACUUCACCCAUUUCACCUACCUCACCUACUUUAGCUACAAGUAAUAAUUUUAUGAAUCGUCUUAAAAAUUUAUCUGUCAAAACUAAAUUAUCACGGGUUCCAACAAAUGAAGAUAAAUCAUCUAUAAAUGAUGUAAUGGCUCCGACUAUCUUUACAACUACUAUGGAUGGAGCUCAUAAUAAUAAUGAAGAGAAAUCAGUACAAUCAUCAUCAGCAGCAGCAGCAGUACCACAAAAAAAUAGUGUACAAGAAACAAACACUACCAUCGAAGAGCGCAAAUCUAAUGAUGAAAUUGAAGAGAAUAAUAAACCUGUAAAAUAUACUCCACCACAUUUAGAAGACUUUCCACCAUUAGAGAUUCCGUUAUCAACUAUGAUUAUUGUAGCAGAAGAAAGUGCGGAGGCAUCAACUAGUAUUGAUUUGUAUCGAGGUGCAGUUAGCUCUACUGGUGACGAUACAAAUAAACUUAUUGAUGUUGCUCCUUCAUGGCUGUUAUCUUAUCUUCUCUAUAAUAAAACUCCUCCAAAAGAGACAGUAAAAUUAACUUUUAUAUUGAAGCCUGCAGAAGGUUCUAAAUUAGAUGAACUUCCAGGAGGGCCUAAUAAUCGUUUGCUUGCAAAUCGUGUCUUAAGAGUGAGAAAAUUGAUUCAAUACAUAGCUGAGAAAUUAAAGAUAGAGGAUGAAUCUUCAAUAGAAUUAUUAUGUGGAGAUACUGUUCUAUCUUCAUUGAUGACGUUGGCAACCAUUAAACAACAUAUCUUAAAAACAAGUGGAGAUAUACCCCUUUCGUAUCGUAUGAAAGAGGAAGCAUUGGCUAUUGACAGUAUAUGA
Cokeromyces recurvatus is the source of this 2862-nucleotide messenger RNA. RefSeq names its product WD40-repeat-containing domain protein. Gene Ontology annotation, molecular function: ubiquitin binding. NCBI's taxonomy places the organism in Eukaryota, Fungi, Mucoromycota, Mucoromycetes, Mucorales, Mucoraceae. Gene Ontology annotation, biological process: protein deubiquitination; double-strand break repair via homologous recombination. Bases 1 to 2862 code for a protein of 953 amino acids. The transcript is spliced from 14 exons. The record is from RefSeq and is a predicted model, not a curated record.